AAUCGUCAUCUCCGGUCCGUUCUGUCUUCCGUCAGCCGCGCGCAUGUAUUGGCCUCUUUACGACUCGGCUGGCUAAGAUGGCGGACGCACAAACCGAGAGGGCUUAUCAGAAGCAGCCCACCAUCUUCCAGAACAAGAAGCGUGUUCUUGUAGCUGAAGGUGGCAAGGAGGCUAAGGAGAAGAUCCCACGCUACCACAAGAGUGUUGGACUUGGCUUCAAAACCCCAAGAGAGGCUAUUGACGGCACUUACAUUGACAAGAAAUGCCCCUUCACCGGAGACGUCUCCAUCCGUGGACGUAUCCUCUCUGGUGUGGUGACCAAAAUGAAGAUGCAGAGGACCAUUGUGAUCAGACGGGACUACCUGCAUUACAUUCGCAAAUACAACCGUUUUGAGAAGAGGCAUAAGAACAUGUCUGUCCAUCUGUCACCUGCAUUCAGAGAUGUCCAGGUUGGAGACAAUGUAAUCGUUGGAGAAUGCCGACCCCUCAGCAAGACCGUGAGGUUCAAUGUUCUAAAGGUCACAAAGGCUGCUGGGGCCAAGAAGCAGUUCCAGAAGUUUUAGAUGUUGGAUGACUGACAUGAAGGCAUUCUUGACUGGCCUGUGCUGUUAAAAAAAUAAACAAAUGUUCUCCA
Messenger RNA from Hypomesus transpacificus, 634 nucleotides. Its product is annotated as 40S ribosomal protein S11. Gene Ontology annotation, cellular component: cytosolic small ribosomal subunit; ribosome. Gene Ontology annotation, molecular function: structural constituent of ribosome. The record is from RefSeq and is a predicted model, not a curated record. The transcript has 5 exons. Bases 78 to 563 code for a protein of 161 amino acids. Gene Ontology annotation, biological process: translation. Lineage: Eukaryota; Metazoa; Chordata; Actinopteri; Osmeriformes; Osmeridae.